AUGUUCAAAAUUAUAUUUUUUUGUCCUUUGGAAGAUACAGAAAAAGUUAAAAAUGCACUUUUUGAAAUUGGUGCAGGUAAAAUUGGUAAUUACCAAGAAUGUUGUUUCGUUACAAAAGGAGUUGGCCAAUUCAGACCAAUAGUUGGAGCAACACCAUCAAUUGGAAAAGUUGAUAAACUGGAAUAUGUAGACGAAUAUAAAGUUGAAAUGGUUUGUAAAGUUGAAUUAAUUGAAACAGCAAUAAAAGCAUUAAAAAAAUCACAUCCUUAUGAAGAACCAGCUUAUGAAGUUUAUAAAAUUGAUAUAUAUGGGUUAUAG
Molecule: messenger RNA, 318 nt
Organism: Dictyostelium discoideum AX4
Lineage: Eukaryota; Evosea; Eumycetozoa; Dictyosteliales; Dictyosteliaceae
Exons: 1
Coding region: 1-318 (105 amino acids)
Source: RefSeq, a predicted model, not a curated record